AUGUCUAUGUUGCGAGGCUCAGUGAUCCAAAGAUUGGCAAGUCGCGCACCUGCUAUAAGCGGCUUUCUCCCAGCCCUAACUGACUCUGGCCCUUUGGCAGAUACGCGGACAAAAUCGAACGUGGCUACCGAACUUCGUGACUCUAUUGAAUCUCUAUGUACACCCUCCAGCGUCUAUACGAAAUUCCUGACCAAGUUAUGGCCCGUCUUCAAGAAGAUCUUGGAAGGGAAACCAGACUUGAACCCAACCUCCUUCGAACACAUACUCCGAAACCAGAUUCUCGAGAUCUUGCACCGACUGCAACAUCAGCUGCCGGAAAUCGAACCCUUUGCUUUGGACAUGGUGGAAAUGCUGAUGGAGCUGGUGAGGGUGGAAAAUGAAGAUAAUGCUGUACUAUGCCUGAAGACGAUCAUGGAUCUCGAGCGCCACCAACCGAUUGCCACCGCUUCAAAAGUCCAGCCUUUCCUAGACCUCAUUCAAGAGAUGUUCGAGUUGAUGGAACAGGUGGUUCGCGAUACCUUCGAUUCUCCGGCGCCUCAUCAUCAAACUUCAUCCUCGACGUCAAAUCCUCAAAGCCAGACCUUUCAGUCCCCGCGACCCGGCUCGCCGGCCACGACGGUGUCGGAUCCAGGAACCGAAAAGAAAGAGCACGCGCCCCUGGCAAAGGGUAUGCAAUCCUUCAAGGUCUUGUCGGAAUGUCCUAUCAUUGUCGUUUCUAUAUUCCAGGCGCAUCGGGGUAUGGUGGCUGCCAAUGUCAAAAAGUUUGUGCCCUCGAUCAAGGGAAUUCUCCUGCUGCAGGCAAAAGCGCAAGAGAAAGCACACGCUGAGGCGGCGGCCAAUAAAACUAUAUUUACCGGUGUCAGCAAAGAGAUCAAGAACCGUGCCGCAUUCGGAGAUUUUAUCACCGCGCAGGUCAAGACUAUGAGUUUCCUGGCCUACCUACUCCGGGUAUACGCAAAUCAACUGACAGACUUCUUGCCAACUCUGCCGGGUGUUGUUGUUAGAUUGUUGAAAGACUGCCCAAGGGAAAAGUCUGGCACUCGAAAAGAAUUGCUAGUUGCGAUACGGCACAUUAUCAAUUUCAAUUAUCGCAAAAUCUUCUUGAACAAGAUCGACGAGUUGCUGGACGAACGCAUCCUCAUUGGGGAUGGCCUUACAGUGUAUGAGAGCAUGCGUCCAUUAGCAUAUAGUAUGCUUGCAGACCUUCUCCAUCACGUGCGAGACUCGUUGGAUCGCAAUCAGAUACGGCGGACAAUCGAAGUUUACACGAAGAACCUCCAUGACAACUUCCCGGGGACGAGUUUCCAAACGAUGAGCGCAAAAUUACUCCUCAACAUGGCCGAAAGUAUCACCAAGCUGGAGAAUAAGGAGGAGGCAAGAUAUUUCCUGAUCAUGAUUCUUGAUGCAAUCGGCGACAAAUUUGCCGCAAUGAAUUAUCAAUAUGAGAACGCCGUGAAGUUGAGCCGCCAAUAUGGAGACAGAUCCAAGGAGAAUCAACCAGAGACAUAUAUGGAUGACAAAGACCAGGUUCCGGACUGGGACGAAGUGGACAUAUUCAAUGCCACUCCUAUUAAGACUUCGAAUCCGCGAGAGCGAGGUGCCGACCCGGUCAACGACAACAAAUUCCUCUUUAAGAACCUUGUCAAUGGCCUCAAGAAUAUGUUCUAUCAGCUGAAGACAUGCAAUCCGCCAGGUCUAAACGUAGACCAGGCCAGCAUUCCUAUCAACUGGAACGAAGUCUCCUUUGGAUACAACGCUGAGGAAACACGAGUUGUUACCAAGCUCUUUCACGAAGGCGCACGGGUAUUUCGCUACUAUGGUGCGGAAGCUCCAUUACCAGAUAUGCAGUAUUCCUCUCCAGUUGACUUCAUGGCCAGCCACUCAAUGGCACAGAUGACGCGAGAUGAAAAGGAGUUGCUAGAGAGCUUUGGGACGGUAUUCCACUGCAUCGAUCCAGCCACCUUCCAUGAAGUAUUCCAGGCUGAGAUCCCUUACCUCCAUGAACUAAUGUCUGAGCAUACCGCGUUGCUACAUCUCCCCCAAUUCUUCCUCGCCAGCGAAGCCACCUCGCCGGCAUUUGCAGGCAUGGUCCUUCAGUACCUGAUGAACAAAUUACCUGAGGUUGGAUCGUCAGACAUUGUCCUAUCCUCGAUAUUAUUGAGGAUGUUCAAGUUGUCAUUUAUGGCCGUCACGCUGUUCUCCACACACAAUGAGCAAGUUCUGCUUCCGCACAUCACGAAGAUUAUCACACAAUGCGUGCAGCUGUCGGUGACGGCAGAGAAACCUAUCCAUUACUUCAUUCUUCUUCGGUCCCUAUUCCGGAGUAUUGGUGGCGGGCGCUUCGAACUCCUUUAUAAGGAAAUCCUGCCACUGCUCGAGAUGCUGCUGGAAACUUUCAAUCAUCUUCUCCAAGGCGCCAGGGAUCCGCAUGACCGGGAUCUGUACGUUGAAUUGACGUUAACUGUACCGGCUAGACUCAGCCAUUUGUUACCGCAUCUCAAUCACUUGAUGAGGCCCCUAGUCGUGGCUCUUCGAGCUGGCCCCGAUCUUGUUGGGCAAGGCCUUAGAACGCUCGAGCUCUGCGUUGACAAUUUAACGGCAGACUAUUUGGAUCCGAUCAUGGCACCGAUCAUGGAUGAUCUGAUGACUGCCUUGUUUGAGCACCUGAAGCCUCAGCCAUACCAACAUUUUCACUCUCAUACGACGAUGCGCAUCCUUGGGAAACUCGGGGGGCGCAACAGAAAAUUCCUGAACCAUCCGCAUCGCCUGUCAUAUCGGCGUUACACUGACGACGAACCCAGCUUUGAUAUCCGACUUAUUGAGACCAGCCGGGAUCGAGCUUUCCCUUUGGAUACUGGCGUCGACCUGGCUAUUCGGAAACUCACUGAGACAGCUAAAAGCACAAAUACGAAGGCAUUAGAUCUCUAUUACAAGCAGCAGUCAUUUAAGUACAUCAGUAACCAGGUGAAACUGUUCAUCGGCCACGACCAUCUUCCAGACGAUCUUGCGGCUCUACUCCGACUUCAGGCAAGCGACCUCCUUUCGCGGCGGAUUUCGACAUACGCCGACAUGCUGGCUGAAAAUGAAUUUGGAAAGUCGGUGCAAAAACGUCGAGAUCAGGAAGAGAAUCUGAAGAGGCUCCUUAAAGCCUGCUUCACUGCAACGGCUGUCCCGGAUCUGAAGUCUCAGGCCGAAGCUUUCAUUCAGAAUAUAUCGCGUCAUUUUACUGUUGUUGAACUCGGGCAAGCCCUGUGCGACUCUGGCCGGAGAACCAAGGAAUUCGACGUCAAUCUGGGUGAAGGUGCGGUCUAUCUCAGCACCCGCAUCUUAGGCGAUGUUAUCUGUGAUUGCCUGGCCUCAGACAACAUCGUCAUCCGCGAGGCUGCCGAAGCAUCGAUGUUGGCCGUGCUUGAUACGGCUCGCACCAUCUUUGGCAGUGAAGAAAAGGCUGCUAAACUUCCUUUCUUCACGCAUCUUACUCAGACAUUCUGCCACAGAUGCCGCGAGGUGGAGUGGUUCACCAAAGCCGGCGCUACUUUGGGAAUACAGAUUCUGGUCAAGAAAUUCAACCUGGGCAACCCUUUCCUCAACAGUAAGCAACUGGAGAUAGUCAAAGCUUUGCUUUUCGUGAUCAAAGACACGCCUCAAGAGGUCCCAGCAAGCACCCGGGUUACUGCCCAAGAAACAUUGGAAUUCAUUCUCCGGAAAUGCUGCGCUGGUCAGACACGGGAGAUGCUCGCCAACGAGAGGAGCACUGUCCAUGCCCUUUCUGUAACAUUCAGUCUGGAACUCUCUCACAUGAAUACGCAUGCACGUGAGACAGCGCAACGUGCCUUCUCGACUAUGGCAGAGGUUGUGGGGGUUGAGGUACAUGAGCUGAUUGCCCCUGUUAAAGAAAGAUUUCUCCCGCCGAUCUUCAACAAACCACUUCGAGCUCUUCCCUUCCUCUCGCAAACAGGCUUUAUCGACGCCAUUACAUACUGCUUGGGUCUAGGUCAUGAUCUCGUCCCAUUGAAUGACCAGCUCAACCGGCUUAUGAUGGAGUCACUCGCUCUUGCGGACGCGGAUUCUGAGAUCCUCCACCCCAAACCUGACGAAUACAACAAUGCUCAGCUGAUUGUCAACUUGCGUGUUUCAUGCCUAAAGCUCCUUUCCAUUGCCAUGAGUUUGCCAGAGUUUGCAAGCGGUCCGCAGAAUUCCAGCCGAGCCCGGAUUAUUACCGUCUUCUUCAAACUGCUUUACUCGAAAUCACCCGAAAUCAUCGAGGCUGCCAACGCCGGCCUCAAGGAAGUGCUGGUCCAGACCUCGAAGCUCCCAAAGGACCUUCUCCAGAAUGGAUUGAGGCCUAUUUUGAUGAAUCUCCAAGACUCGAAGCGACUGACUGUCGCAGGACUGGAAGGCCUUGCGAGAUUACUGACUCUGCUGACAAACUAUUUCAAAGUUGAAAUAGGCGCUCGAUUACUUGAACAUAUGAGAGUCAUCGCCGACGAGCAGUUGCUGCAAAAGGUGUCCUUUGGGCUGAUAGAACAAAAUCCACAGAUGAAGAUUGUCACGGCGAUAUUCAAUAUUUUUCACCUCCUUCCCCCUGCUGCUACCAGCUUUAUGGGAGAUUUGGUCAACAGCGUCCUAGAUCUGGAAGGAAAACUGCGCCGUACUGUCGCUAGCCCAUUCCGUCAUCCGCUCAUACUAUAUCUCAACAAAUAUCCCAAGGAGACGUGGUCUUUCUUUCAAUCGCGCCUCCAAGAGGAGAAGUACGGUCGCUUUUUUGCGCAAAUCCUGAGGUCGGAAUCUAGCGCAACUAUACGCGAUGCUGUCAUGAGCGACACAGAAGCACUCAUUACGGCUGCCUUCGACGUCGAGGGAACGCAAGAGCGCCACACUGCGGCAAUCAACGGGAUCUACGUAGUACACUCAAUUUGCACUUUUGAGUCAGCCAAAGACUGGCUGCGCGAUCAGGAGCAGCUCAGAGCCAAGAUCUUGACUGCCGGCCAAGAAAUCGAGGGAGAAUUACGCAAAGAUCAGCUGCAACCUUUCCAACGCCUGCGUGCCGAGCAAACCGGAGACCAAGUGAUGGAUGUAUUGACACAAUACCUGACAUCCUCGCCAGAUGACCUCAACUUCAUGAUCGAGCUCUUUUCUUCGGCUGCACAGGGAACCAUAAAAACUCCCUUGAAGCUGUCGAAGUAUAUCUUUGACGCCAUCAUCACUGAUCAUUCUGCAACCCACCGGUACAAUAUUAUCGAGCGAUGUCUCGACGUUUAUUCGCAAAAAGCCGAACCUCACAAGGUGAAGACGUUCCUGUUGCACAAUGUGGUCAAUCCAAUUAUGGCAAGAGAUGUGCAGAACAUACGCCAAGAGGAGAGCAAGGCCGAGCCACUAGCAGACAGCAAGUUGUUCAAUCUCUUUUUGGAGCGUCUAUGGAAACCCGCGGCUCCUGAUCCGACCGACGACUCAUCUCAACCAGGCGUGGACCAUACUCGUAUGGAAGCGUUGCAGCUCUCUGCGUUCAUCCUGAAAUAUCACAAAGAUGCCGUUUCAGAGGAUCGAAAAGACAUAAUCAAAUAUUCUUGGGGCCACAUCAAACUGGAAGAUGUCAUCAAUAAGUACGCAGCUUAUGUCCUCAUAUGUUAUUUCAUCAGGUCUUAUGACACCCCUCCAAAGAUCGCUGUGCAGAUCUACAAUCAGCUGUUGAAGGCUCACCAAAAUGAAGGCAAAACUUUGGUUACACAAGCCUUGGAAGUUCUAGCUCCAGUACUGCCAGCGAGGAUAGGCGUCAGUGGCAAUACCCCUGGAGACAAGAGAGCACCAUCCUGGGCUCGGUUACCGCGCAAGAUCCUAAACGAAGAGACAGGAAACCUGCAACAGGUUCAGAGCAUCUUCAACUUCAUUGUUCGCCAGCCCGAUCUCUUUUACGAGUCGAGGGAACUGUUCAUCCCGACGAUGAUUCAGAUGCUCCACAAACUUGCUCCUCCACCAAACCCCUCCAACGAGAACAAAAAGCUCGCCUUGAACCUAAUUUCGUUGAUUCAGCAAUGGGAAAGCCGACGAGUCUCUGCGGCAUCUCCGCCCCAGACUGGAGCUGACUUGACGCCUUCACGCAAGAGAGAUACGGUUGGGGAUCAGAAGCUGGCACCCCCACCGGCCAAGGAGAAGAGCGAAUACGUGAUUCCGCUUGAGCUUCGCACGGCUGUUGUAAAGUAUAUGAUCACCUUCAUCACUUCUUUGCCGGAACGCUUUCCUGUGCCGGCCGCAGAGCUCAAGGCCAAAACCAUGCAGAAGGUUCAGCAACAGGCUCUGUCAAAUGACAUGUGCAAAAAGGGCGUUCAGCUCCUUCGAGAUCUUUUGGCACCCAAUUUGUGGACAGAUGUUGAUGUUGGUCUUUACGAGAAGCUGCUCGAUCCGAUCCUAAGUGGGGAAAAAGCAGACAAGGCGGAGGAGAAACAGCUGACUUGCAUGGUCAAUGCUCUACAGGUCAUGCGAAUCCUGUUGAGCACAAAGACGAACGAAUGGAUCAUUAACCAUAUGGAGAAGAUCCAGAAGCUAUUGGAGAAGCCACUGAAGAUGGAGGAACCUGAAAUUCAAGAUUGCCUGCACUUGGUGACUGAUGAUGAUAAGUCUCUUCCAUUGGUUCGACGAGUGCUUGAGGCGGUUCCAACACAAAAAGCGGAUGAUGCAGAUGCAAUGGACUUGGACGCACCACCUUCAGACUUCCCGACCCGAUAUUCCAAGGUUAUGGUUGGUGAAGCCUUGUCAAAUGGCAGCUACGUUUCAGGCAUCAAUAACCUGUGGACUCUUUCAUUGGUACGGCCGGCCGAUGUGGACGACCAUAUCAAUGGGGCGAUGAAAGCGUUGCAGCAGAAACUGGCAAAGGAGCACAUUAACGCUUAUAUGAUUCCGCCUGGGCCUCCUCCCCAAGGUUGGCGUCUGGGCGAACCAUUGAUGGAUCCUUACGAAUUUGCGCUCGGCGUUGAUCUUAUCAAGAAAACCAUCGAUAUACUAUCAUCGCGCAUGGGAGAACUCAAUGAACAGCGACGACCAUUUCUUAGUGUUCUGGCCUCGCUCGUUGAGAAAUCCUUCAACGUCGAAAUGUGCAGCAAAGUUUUGGACAUGGUGGAGAAGUGGGUGUUUAACUCGACCGAGCCAUAUCCGACGCUUAAGGAGAAGACGGCCGUGCUACAUAAGAUGCUCAUAUUCGAGAAGUGGCCUACUCAAAAUCUCCUUGAGCGCUUCCUUGAACUCGUCAUCAAGAUCUACGAGGACCCCACGGUAACGCGGACGGAGCUGACUGUGAGGCUGGAGCAUGCUUUCUUAAUCGGAACUCGCGCCAAAGAUGUGGAGAUGCGAAACCGAUUCAUGAACAUAUUCAACCGCGCCUUGUCCAAAACCGCGAGUUAUCGGCUCAACUACGUAUUGACCCUGCAGAAUUGGGACACAUUGGCAGAUUCGUUCUGGUUGAAGCAAGCCUCACAUCUCAUCAUGGGCUCUGUUGAAAUGUCGAUGCCGGCCCGCCUCCACCCGGAAGAUGUUCGAGUUUGUCCCAUGUCUCAUUUGUUCAGCCUCAACCUCGUCAGUCCCGAGCAACGAAAAGAUGAUGUAAUUGUCGAAGACAGCCUCGACGCUCUUGUUGUUGCGCAGCGCCGGUUCAAUCAAGAAAUCCAUGAGGUAAAAGUCCGUGACCUGCUUGAACCCCUCACCCAGUUGCAGCAUAUCGAUGACAAUGUUGCAUACGAUGUCUGGGUCAAACUAUUCCCUCUCUGCUGGUCUGCCCUGAAUCGGGACGAGCGUCUUGACCUCGAGAAAGGAAUGGUCACCCUUCUCACCCGCGAAUAUCACCAGAGACAACUGAAUCUCCGCCCCAACGUCGUUCAAGCAUUGCUUGAGGGAGCGGUUCGAGCCAAACCACGGUUCAAAGUGCCUCCUCAUGUCAUGAAAUUUUUGAGUAGAACUUAUGAUGCAUGGUACACUGCGCUUAUUUCAUUGGAGGAAUCCACCAUUGACCCACUUAUCGAUACCCUGGCAGUUCGUGAGAGCAAUCUCGAUGCUCUAGUUGAAGUCUAUGCCGGGCUACAGGAGGAUGACCUGUUCUAUGGAGCCUGGAGAAGACGGUGCAAGUUUAUGGAAACGAACGCUGCGCUCUCGUAUGAGCAGCAUGGAAUCUGGGACAAAGCCCAGCAACUCUGGGAGUCGGCACAAGUCAAAGCACGAACUGGUGUUGUGCCUUUCUCUCAAGGAGAAUACUACUUGUGGGAAGAUCACUGGAUGAUAUGCGCCCAGAAACUUCAACAGUGGGAUCUGUUGGGCGAGUUUGCAAAGCACGAAAACUUCAAUGAUCUUCUUCUCGAAUCGGCCUGGAGGAACUAUGAAGCUUGGACUGGCGAAGAGAAUCGGAAUCAGCUGGAUGCAAUGAUCAAGUCCGUUUCUGACGCUCCGACGCCUAGACGAACCUUUUUCCAAGCAUUCAUGGCACUACUCCGAUACAAUUCCAAACAGAUGUCGCGUGCGGAAUUCCAACAUGUCUGUGACGAGGCCAUACAGCUCUCCAUCCGCAAAUGGCAUCAACUUCCCAAGCGUAUAACAAAUGCUCAUAUCCCCAUCCUGCAGAACUUCCAGCAGCUGGUCGAGCUUCAUGACGCGAGCGUUAUUUGCGACAGUCUCAUGGGCACCAAUGAGCGAAAUCUUGACAGCAAAUCGCAAGAGCUCAAGCUUCUUCUGCAGGCCUGGAGAGACCGGCUGCCGAACAUCUGGGACGAUAUCAAUGCGUGGCAAGACCUGGUUACCUGGCGUCAGCACGUUUUUCAGCUUGUGAACUCGACGUACCUGUCUCUUCUUCCUCAAGGCGGAAACAACGUUGGCAACAACUCAUAUGCAUUCCGGGGUUACCAUGAAACAGCCUGGAUUAUCAACAAGUUUUCGCAUGUUGCACGGAAACACCAAAUGCCCGAAGUAUGUAUCAAUCAGCUUGGCAGGAUCUACACAUUGCCCAACAUUGAGAUCCAAGAGGCCUUUCUUAAGUUGAAAGAACAAGCCCAGUGCCAUUACCAGAACAUGGCCGAGUUGAACAGUGGUCUUGACGUAAUCAACAAUACCAAUCUCAAUUAUUUUGGUGCGCAACAGAAGGCUGAGUUCUAUACGCUCAAAGGCAUGUUUCUGGCAAAGCUUCAACAUGCGGAGGAAGCUAACGAAGCAUUUGGCGUUGCUCUCUACUACGAUCUUCGUCUACCGAAAGCAUGGGCAGAAUGGGGCCAGUAUUCCGAUCGCAAAUUCAAGGAGAGCCCGACCAACAUCGAGGCUGCCAGCAACGCUGUGAGUUGCUAUCUCGAAGCGGCUGGAUUGUACAAAAGUGCCAAAUCAAGGAAGAUGCUCAGUCGAGUAUUGUGGCUACUUAGCCUCGACGACGAAGAGGGACAUAUUGCGAAGGCGUUUGAGGACUUCAAGGGUGAGACGCCAGUGUGGUACUGGACUACGUUUGUUCCCCAACUACUCGGCAGCCUCGAGCAUAAAGAGGCACGGCUUGCCAAAUCAGUGCUAGUGAAGAUCGCCAAAGGAUUCCCGCAGGCGUUGUUCUAUCACCUGCGUGCGACACGAGAAGAUUUCCUGGGGAAGAAAAAACAGUAUGAAGCCCAGAAGGCCAAGCAGCAGAAGAGUCAGGAAGAGAAAAAGGAAGUCGGCUCACGGCCCAGAACAGCCAAUGGCGAAGCUCCUGCCAAUGGAUCAUCGUCUCCCAAACCCAAGCAAGAGCCUGACGCCGACACCACCCAGCCGAACGGUACAGAAGCUGACAAGAAGCCUGAAGAGCCCAAGAGGCCGUGGGAUUAUACCGAUGAGAUCAUGGCUGGCCUGAAGACUGCUUUCCCCUUACUCGCACUGUCAAUGGAAACCAUGACAGAUCAGUUGUCGAAGCAUUUCAAGUGUCCGCCAGACGAGGAUGCUCAUCGACUUAUUGUUGCAUUGCUAAACGACGGUUUGCACUACAUCAGCCGGGCGCCCAUGACUUAUGCUGAAGGAGCCAAAUUGCCUCCUCAGACCGAAGCUAACGUUGCCCGAUUCGUCCAGUCCGUCCUUCCAGCUCACAUCCGCAAGUCGUUUGAGGCCGAUUUUGUCCAAACCAAACCAACGAUGUAUGAGUACAUUCACAAGUUAAGGAAGUGGCGAGACAAGUUCGAACAGAAGCUCGAUCAUAGGCAGCAAUGGGCACCAUUGGAGUCGUACAGCCAUCAUCUGAGCGAGUUCAAAUUCCUCAAGUUUGACGACUCGGUGGAGGUCCCUGGACAGUAUCAACAACACAAAGACAAAAACACCGACUUCGUCCGUAUUGAGCGCUUUAUGCCGACCGUCGAACUUGUGCGAGGAAACAGCAUCUGCCAUCGCCGCCUAACGAUUCGCGGUCAUGACGGUUCUCUGCAUCCCUUUGCGGUUCAGCACCCAACAGGUGGCAAAGUUCGUCGCGAAGAACGCAUCGUGCAACUCUUCCGGAUCUUCAGCCAGACACUGGCCAAGCGCAAAGAAUCCCGUCGCAGAAAUCUAUACUUCCACUUACCCAUCUUCGUGCCGAUAGCACCGCACAUUCGCCUAGUACAAGACGACGCCUCCUAUGUGACACUCCAAUCUGUGUAUGAAGACCACGUACGCAAACUUCCUCCCAACACCAUGUCCCGGGAUGACCCUAUCCUCUUCGUCCUCGAGAAAUCCCGCACCAUCGCCGAGCAGCAGAAGGCAAAUCCCAGAACACCUGAACAAGUUGCCAUCAUGAAGACCGAAAUCUUCACCACAAUCCAGGAAAGAUGGGUCGCCAACACUAUCGCAUUGAAGUAUUUCCAAGCCACCUACCCUUCUUUCGAAGACUUCUGGCUCUUCCGGCGACAAUUCAGUUAUCAAUUUGCGGCGACCACGUUUAUGACCUAUAUAAUGCAUAUGUCUGCGCGGUAUCCCAUGAAAUUCUCCAUUUCUCGAGCGACUGGGGAUAUAUGGGCGUCUGACCUGUUACCCAAUCUCAAUUCAAGUCGAGCGUUGUUCUAUAAUCCCGAGCAGGUGCCUUUCCGGUUGACUCCAAACAUACAAACGCUCAUGGGACCCCUGGGUGUGGAAGGGAUCUUCACAGCAAGCUUAAUGGCAAUUGCGCGGUGCCUUGCUGAGGGGGAUAACGGAUAUGAAAUGGAGCAGCAACUUGCUAUCUUUGUGAGAGAUGAGAUGUAUAAUUGGGCUGCUGGGCGGCCUCAAUCUAGCGGAAGUGGUGGUCAAGGAGGGGAUCAGAAAAUGGAAGGAUCACAUUUGAGAGAGCUGGUGGCGAUGAAUGUCGAGUUCAUCACGCGGCGCGCACUGACAUUGGCGAAGACCCAGGGUAGUGUCGGUUUUCCUUCGACCGCUUCUUCGGCAACACAAACCGCCAGUACCAAUGGUACUGCGGCUGGGGGCGAAGGAAGUGCAAGUGCCGCCGCGGCUGCCUCAAAUGCCAUUCCCACCGGCGUCACAGGUGUCCUUCCUGCUUGUCAGAACGUCGUGGACCUGGUCAGUAAGGCGACCGAUCCUACGCGACUUAGUGGAAUGGAUGGGUUGUGGAUGCCUUGGCUUUGA
This is a messenger RNA of Cladophialophora psammophila CBS 110553, 11571 nucleotides long. Its product is annotated as transformation/transcription domain-associated protein. Bases 1 to 11571 code for a protein of 3856 amino acids. Gene Ontology annotation, molecular function: protein binding; transcription coregulator activity. The transcript has a single exon. The record is from RefSeq and is a predicted model, not a curated record. Gene Ontology annotation, biological process: regulation of DNA-templated transcription; DNA repair. Lineage: Eukaryota; Fungi; Ascomycota; Eurotiomycetes; Chaetothyriales; Herpotrichiellaceae. Gene Ontology annotation, cellular component: nucleus; SAGA complex; NuA4 histone acetyltransferase complex.